Rhinocladiella mackenziei CBS 650.93 is the source of this 1908-nucleotide messenger RNA. RefSeq lists its product as uncharacterized. Gene Ontology annotation, molecular function: DNA-binding transcription factor activity, RNA polymerase II-specific; RNA polymerase II cis-regulatory region sequence-specific DNA binding. Bases 1 to 1908 code for a protein of 635 amino acids. NCBI's taxonomy places the organism in Eukaryota, Fungi, Ascomycota, Eurotiomycetes, Chaetothyriales, Herpotrichiellaceae. The record is from RefSeq and is a predicted model, not a curated record. The transcript has a single exon. Gene Ontology annotation, biological process: regulation of transcription by RNA polymerase II.
AUGGCUGAGCCUAGUACGGAUCCUCAAAUAUCCCCAGAGGGUUCUAUUCUGGCCUCUUCUACAUUCGAUAAACCAACGAGUCCGACCAAGAGCCCUUUCGAGCCCAAGACGGCCUCUUCGGACGACUCUGAAGCGUCAACAAGACCCGAAAAGAGACCAAGACUGGAACCGCCUCAAAUGACUGCCGCCAUCGCGUUGGCCGAAGCACCGAAAACUUCUGUCCCUCUCUCGCCCCCCUCUCCGGGGACAAGUCCCAAUCCUCCUCAACAAGUCCUCAACGCUCUGAUGGGCGCCCACCAAAAUGUCAUGAGCAAGGCUCCCCAAACAACAUCAGACAGAUCGCCCGAUCCGGCCACCACGGUCAGCGAACCUUUGGCGGUGGUGGCGGAGAAUAUACGGCAACCUGCCAUGACCGUUACGGAAAGUUCUGCUACCGGUGACAAUCAUGCGGCUCAGACCAGUCCCACGAGCAUAUCCAGUACGGGGACGCUGGAAAAUGUGGCCGGGGCUUCGGGAAUGACCACCACCGUGGGAAGCCCACUUCCCAUCGAAGAAACCGUCCGUCAGGUCGUGAAUGCCGCCGAGGCGGGCUCUACCUCACCUGGCGAAGGCUCAAAGGCGCUCUCUUAUCCGGCCCCUUUGUUGCAACCACAAGUAAAUGAAGGCGCUAGACGAGGGAUGAGCUUGCCUCAUUCUGGCACACGACAAGGUACAAGAUCUCCUUCCAGCAAAAAGCACAGAUGCCCCUACUGCGCCACCGAAUUCACUCGUCAUCACAAUCUGAAGAGCCAUCUGUUAACACAUAGCCAAGAAAAACCCUAUGUUUGUUCCACCUGUCAAUCCAGGUUCCGGCGAUUACAUGACCUCAAACGACAUACCAAACUGCACACCGGCGAGAGACCCCACAUUUGCCCCAAAUGCGGACGAAAGUUUGCUCGAGGCGACGCGUUGGCUCGUCACAACAAAGGCCCGGGUGGAUGUGCCGGUCGGAGGGCCAGCAUGGGUAGUUUUGGUGGUGGUGACGAAGAUGCCGAAGGUGACGACUCCAUGGAAGGUGUCGUGUAUAAUGAACCGGAUACGAUGGAUGAUGAAGAAGGCAAUGACAAGAGACCGGGAAUUCGUCGUCAAGCGCCUUCGGGAGAUGACUCCGUGGACGAUCCGGAUCAUACCUCUCGAAUUCCCAGCACCUACCCUCCGAUCCAGGGUCGUCCUCCAGGAGGUAUAGCCGGUGGAUUUUUCCCUCCUCGAGCUGGUUUUAAUCCGUCAACUUCGGGACCGAGUAGUGCGCCGGCCGCGUCGGCUGGCCCGUUACCGUUUCCAGCUAUGUCUAGUUCUUCACCCAGUUCUCGGCCUUCAGGCGCGGGAAAUACAGUCUAUGCAUCCAAUCCCAUGACCGAAAGUCCCAAACCCUUGUCCCCGGGCCACACACAACGGGCUUCUGUUUCGGGUGAAGGUGGUCUGAAUAGAAAUCGAUCUCCCACCAUGACGCAUUAUCAACAACCAUCAUACAGUCGAGCCAGCGGGACAGGAUCAUCUUUAAGUGUUCCGUCUACGGCUCCUCAGUUGCCUCCUCCCCAUGUACUGAAUCCUCCCGAUGCGAGAUAUACCUUACCAAGUCAAGGUGGGCCGGCUCAUCCUCCUACUCAACCUAGCGGCCCGCCGACGCAUAUGGGUGGCAGUGGCCCCCUAUCAUCUCACAGCAACAGUUUGUCCAGCCAUGGACACUCGGGCCAUGGGAGUGGAGAAGCAUCUAAUCCCAUCUUCCCUAAGGAGGAUAGAAUUUGGGCAUAUGUGGCCAGUUUAGAACAAAGGAUGAAUUCCAUGCAAGAAGAGAUUAAUUCUCUCAAACAUCAACUCGCGAGUGCGACACAAGUCCAGCAACAGCAACGGCAACAGCAACGAGUUUGA